Messenger RNA from Pygocentrus nattereri (red-bellied piranha), 3566 nucleotides. It is a transcript of the gene slc71a2a, whose product is annotated as major facilitator superfamily domain containing 14Ba. Lineage: Eukaryota; Metazoa; Chordata; Actinopteri; Characiformes; Serrasalmidae. Gene Ontology annotation, cellular component: membrane. Gene Ontology annotation, biological process: transmembrane transport. Bases 203 to 1675 code for a protein of 490 amino acids. The transcript has 12 exons. The record is from RefSeq and is a predicted model, not a curated record. Gene Ontology annotation, molecular function: transmembrane transporter activity.
GUUUCCACUGACAGGAGACCGCAACGUUACCUCCGCUGUUAGCUACCUCAAAUCUUCCCAAUUUAGAGACUCCGGUGGAAACAAAUUAGCGAAACGGUCAGCCUGUUCAGGCUAAAACGAGGGAGGCAUCCUGGAAGGAGCAGGAGGACCGAAGAUAUGUACUCAGCACGGGUUUUAUGUGACUCCUGUGAGAUGUGAUGAGAUGGCCCAGACGGGGAAAGAGCCGAAGCAGACGAAUCGCGUCGUGCUGGUAAAAAGAAUAAUAAUGAACGAUGACAACCCGAUGCAGCAGGGAAUUGGGAAACCGAGUGUCUACCAUGCUGUGGUUGUCAUCUUCCUUGAGUUCUUUGCAUGGGGGCUACUUACGACUCCAAUGCUUACAGUUUUACAUGAAACAUUCCCACAACAUACGUUCCUGAUGAACGGCCUCAUUCAGGGAGUGAAGGGCCUGCUGUCUUUCAUGAGUGCUCCAUUAAUUGGUGCUUUAUCAGAUGUCUGGGGCAGGAGAUCUUUCCUGUUGGUCACAGUGUUCUUCACCUGUGCCCCAAUCCCUCUGAUGAGGCUCAGCCCUUGGUGGUACUUUGCCAUGAUUUCUGUGUCGGGGGCCUUCUCUGUCACUUUCUCCGUCAUCUUUGCAUAUGUAGCGGAUGUUACCGAGGAGCGUGAGAGGAGCACUGCAUAUGGCCUAGUCUCAGCCACAUUUGCAGCAAGCUUGGUAACAAGCCCUGCUAUUGGGGCUUACCUGUCAGCAAACUAUGGGGAUAAUUUGGUAGUGUUAGUGGCUACGCUCAUCGCCCUGGCUGAUAUAUGCUUCAUACUGUUGGCUGUCCCCGAGUCUCUGCCAGACAAGAUGAGGCUGAACACAUGGGGUGCCCCCAUCUCUUGGGAGCAGGCAGAUCCAUUUGCUUCUUUGAGAAAGGUGGGGAAGGACACCACUGUGCUGCUCAUCUGUAUAACAGUGUUCCUGUCCUACUUGCCAGAGGCAGGCCAGUACUCCAGCUUCUUUCUCUAUUUAAGACAGGUCAUUAACUUCUCACCCACUACAAUUGCUGUGUUCAUUGGGGUGGUGGGGAUCCUCUCUAUCUUAGCCCAGACACUGUUUCUCACUCUGCUAAUGAGGACCAUUGGGAACAAGAACACCGUUCUUUUGGGACUAGGAUUCCAAAUGCUUCAGCUCGCGUGGUAUGGCCUUGGGUCCGAACCAUGGAUGAUGUGGGCAGCUGGAGCCGUAGCUGCCAUGUCCAGCAUUACUUUCCCUGCAGUGAGUGCGCUUGUAUCUCGCAGCGCUGACCCGGAUCAACAAGGACUAGUGCAGGGAAUGAUCACGGGCAUCCGAGGCCUCUGUAAUGGCCUGGGCCCAGCACUGUAUGGCUUUAUCUUCUUUCUCUUCAACGUUGAGCUGAGUGGGAUUGCACCAAUCCAGGCUGACUAUGGCAUCCCUCUUCAGACCCCCAGUGAGCAUGUGAUAGUCCCAGGCCCUCCUUUCCUGCUGGGUGCGUGCACGGUCCUGGUGGCGUUCCUCGUAGCGCUCUUCAUCCCCGAGCACCAGCCGGUGGCUGCAAAGACGUGCCCGGAACGCAAGGGGAGCGGUAGCCUGGCUGGAGCCCACGUCAACACUCCGCUGCCAGGCAGCGAUGAGGACUUUGAACCUCUGCUGGAGGACAGCACUGUGUGACUGAUAUCCCUCUAAGGCCCUAUGAGUGAAAUGAAACAUCCCUCCCCUUAACUUCCUCUACAGCCUCCAGAUGUAUGGAGCAGUUCCAGUGGGCCCCCAAAACCUCCUUGGAGAUUUGAUUUAUUUUUUAUUUAUUUAUUUUUAUUUGAUUUGAUUUUUUUAUAUCAAGAAGAGGUUUAUUGCCUAAAUCUUGAGUGUUUUGAACCAAAGUUUUCCAUGACUCAUUUUUUUACUCUAUUCCGCCACAGCAUACCUAAAUAAAUUCGUAAAGGGCUUGAUGGCGAGUGGGAAUGGAUGUGCUGUAGCUGAAGCGAAGUAGAAACGUGCAAUCAGGCUUCUGGAAAACCUCGGAUCGGAGUGGCUUCAGAGGGCCUCUGUAGUUUGCGAAUGUGUACAGAUGUGUUUUAAAGUCAGGUUUCAUGGGCAAAAGUGCAGUAAAGUGAGUCGCUUGAGCUGAGACGUCAUUGAUCUUACGGUUACUGUCAGUGGAAAUGCUCAGAACUUUUGGGAGUUUUCUUUCAGUUAAUAGAACUCAAAUGUGCAUAUGUACAUUUAUCGUCUUUUGGAUUAAGAGCCAUGAGAUUACCAUGAUCAGUGAGAUUGCGUUGAAUCCUCAUCUUAGUUACUGGGACUUUCUGUUACCAAGCCUUAAAGCUACAUAUCCAGUGAAGAGCGACUUAGAAUUUAUAUAUUAUUUAUUAACUUAAGAAUUUUUUUGUGACCAUUCAUAGAAUUUUAAAACUGAGAGGUUUGUGCAGUUUUGGAUGUCAUUCUAUUCAUUCCCUAAACAUCAAGCUUCAUCGAUAGUUACAUUGUUAUUUGAACUUCACAGCAGGUCAGACACUUGGUGCUAAUAGAAUUGCUGAGCCUGACAUAGUUACUGUGAGCAGCAGGUCGAUUGAGGUCAUUAAAAGAACCUCAAGGAUUGUUUAUGUUGACGAAGCAUUUAGGCAGAUCAAGUUUCUAUGCAGUAGUUCUGGCAUUUUUGCUUCAGUUUGCAAGACACUGUUUAUUUAAUUGGUUUAUAAAGCAGAGCUGUGUAAUAAUGUUGUCUAACGUUGACUAGUUUUCACCAUUCGGUACUUUUAUUUUCUGGCUUAGAGUUUUUUUUAUAUUGUUUUAUACUUUUAAAGGAAAGUGAUGGUGGUUGAGUUAAUUGAAAAUCUUUGCACACUCACCUCCAUUAAAGUAUAUUGCAAGCUACCUCAUUUAUUUUUUUUGAGGUUCCGAGUCUCAAGUCUGAAUUUGCUGGUAGCCGUACUCGUUCUUUUUCAGGGAUUAAUCCCUAAAAUUGAAAAGCGUAUUUCUUUAUUUCUUUUAAGGGCACUUGCAGAUCCAUUCCACGUGUAUAUGGACCUUGGUACGGCGCUUGCAAACCUUUUUUAUUUUUCCUUUUCUUUUUGACAUAUGAUUUCCAUAUGGAUGAACGUAUAUAAUGUACGUUCUUACACUUAACAUUCCCCUACAGAGCAGUGUGCAUUUUUACGAUUGUUUGUAUUAUGUACCACAGAAGUAUUUGUGUUUUGAGCACCCACAGCUCACUAUGAUACAGUACUGUGAAUGAAAACCCCUUUUUCCAUCUGGAUGUUGUAUUUCUGUUUCUAGCAUUCCAGCCCAGCAUGUCACAGCCUUCUCUCACCUACGUGUCAGAGCAGCUCACGGUUGUCAUUACUGUUGGCACUGUUGCUUUUUCUCUCGUUCUCUCGUCGCCAUCCUUCAGCUGUUGAUGCCCAUCAUGCGAGACGGCAGAGUAGAACUCUCAACAUCCCAUCUGUGAGUUUAAAGGGGAAUGCCAUCAAUUUUUUUUUUUUUCAACAUUUUUGCAUAAUACAGUUGUUGUAAACAACGUCGUUCAGGGUGCUUUGAUGUGAAAUGGUGCACUGUUGAGAAA